AUGUCCGUCCUGCCGUCCAUCGAAAUGUUGACUGAUGAUGAAGACAAUGGCACUAGCGCCAGCAAGGAGCCAGCUGAAAAACCAGCACCUGAGGAGCCCAACAAGCCACCACCCAGGACCAAGGGGACAGCCAAGGCCACGCCUAAGGCCACGCCCAAGGCCACGCCCAAGGCGAAGGGAGCAGCAAAGACCACCAAGUCCAACAAGAAAGGGAAUCCCCCUGCUACUCCGCCGCCUGCUGUUCCCAAGGCGUUCCCGGAAAUGGCUGUGAGCACACCAAUGAAGAGGCCUGCCGCAAAAGCUGGCGGUGACAUUAAGAUCAGCAACCCGCAGUUCCACAAGAGCGGCAACUCAUGGACCUUGAAGAGUGGCCCCAAGCAAGUGAUUGCUGUGGGUGGCCACCGAUAUGACGUGGCUGAGACCAAGAAGAUUGCGGCCAAGACCUCAGCCUUGAUUCGAUUCGAUUUGGCCACUUCAGCCCAAGAAAUUCUCCGGCAGCACUUCUUGCAAGGUGAAACUAAGCAGCAAGUGGAGGAAGUGAAGGCCGCUUUGUUGGCCAAGCUGAAGCCGCUCGAUGCUGCAGAUCGAGGCACGAAGCGCGGCCAUGAGAACAAAGGCAAUCAGGACGAGACCGCUGAUGAGGGCAAGCCGGCCACUCCGAGUUCUAGCAAGAUUGGCUCCAAACUGCCAAAGAAGUUUCCGGAGAAGAAGCCAGCGAUCAAGGAGACACCCCAGGAAAUCGAAGCUGCAGUGGAAGAGGAAAUCGAUCCCAAAAAGGAGGAAGCGGCAGAGGCAGAAGCAGAGCAGAAGGAAGCUGCAGAAGGGGAAGAGGAAGAUGCGGUGGACGAUGACCAAGUCGUUGACCCCGAGCCCGCCGAUUCCAAGCAGCCCGCCGAUUCCCAGGAUGUUGACUAG
Cladocopium goreaui is the source of this 915-nucleotide messenger RNA. NCBI's taxonomy places the organism in Eukaryota, Dinophyceae, Suessiales, Symbiodiniaceae. The record is from the annotation of a GenBank genome assembly.